Botrytis sinoallii is the source of this 987-nucleotide messenger RNA. RefSeq lists its product as uncharacterized. NCBI's taxonomy places the organism in Eukaryota, Fungi, Ascomycota, Leotiomycetes, Helotiales, Sclerotiniaceae. The record is from RefSeq and is a predicted model, not a curated record. The coding region runs from base 1 to 987 and encodes 328 amino acids. The transcript has a single exon.
AUGAACGGGAACUACUCGAUUAAUAGGAACCUAUCCAAUGGGAACCACUCGAAUCGGAAGUCCUCAAACGGGAGUCGUUCCAACAGGAACAGCUCGAAUGGGAACCUCUUAAAUGGAAACCACCCAAAUGGAAACCACCCAAAUGGAAACCACUCAAAUGAAAACAUCUCGAAUGAGAACCACUCAAAUGGGAACCACUCAAAUGGGAACCUCUCGAAUGGAUCGUUGCAUAGCUCAGCACCCCAAAUUGAUUGGAAGAAUUUAUUUCAGAUCAGAAAAAACUGGCUCGAGAAAUGUCAAGCCGAAUUGCAAGAUUCACAGUUAAAAUGCUUGCAAGUCCAAGAGCAAUGUCGAGAAUUGCGAGAAAGCUACAAGGAACUCCGGGUGGCAUGGCAAAAUUUGAGGACAGAGCUAGAAAAAGAUUGGCAACUCCGAGCGGAAACUGCAAGAGCUUAUCAAGAAUUUCAAACGGCGUACGAAGAAGAAAGAAAACAACGAGUUCCAGUUGAACAAGCACAAGAAUUGUUUCACGACAAGUUACAGAGAGGUUUGCAGUUGUUGAUAGAAACGGCACAGAAUACAGCGCGAGAUUCGAACCGUUUCAAUUUCCAUCUUGGUCGCAACCCCUCCGAACAUUCAACACAGCUCGCGAUGCCAAACCGAUCUCUGCCUUUACGAUCUACACUCAACCCAGUAGCACCUGUGUUUUCGAAGCCUCGUAAGGAUACUCGUCCUCAAUCUGCUGACUCGGCGUAUUAUUCUUCUUCAUCAAAGGAGGCGGCAAAUGGAAGUGAGCCUGAGAUGUCCAAUGGUUCAGGUACCGCGAACAGCGGCGAUGCCAAUUCACCAUCUAACCCAUCCACACUGCCGAACCCGAGUCAAAUACAGUUAGGAAUUCCACAGAUGCGACCCAAAUUUCCUCGCCGCCAUAAAUCAGACUCUUACCUGACUGACAUGCGAGCCGGCAGAGCUUCUACUCCGGAAUAA